AUGAAAGUACCCAACACCCAACCAAUCGUAUCGUGAUUCGUGAGUCAAGCUAUUUUCUGUAUAUCAAUAUACAUAUACGAAGCAGUGCGAAAAAAGAAACGAAACAAUUUACAAUGACGUUUUACAGUGAGCGUAGCGAAAAAUUGUUCUGAUAAUUCUCCGACACAAUCAUGCACCACCAAACAUAGAACUCUUUUUGAAUAGAAUUUUCUCUCUUCACAUAUACGUUGAAGUGUAUUAUUCAUGUACCGUCACGUCCACGUUGUUGACGUUGUAUGUUUUGUAACACAAUACGCGGUUAUCGCGACGCGUAGGUAUAUAGUGUGUUGUAGGCCAAAGCAAUACUUGGAACCUCCAGCGUGCUCCAAGAUUAUUUUUCACUCAAGUGUCAAUGUAGCAAGAAUAGUGGGCGUUCAGUUUUCCUACACCAAAUAGCGAGACAACCAAUGAGAGAAAUAUAUAGUACUCGAGCCGGUCCAACAAAGUAUCACGUGUAGGCUACAAAGCGUGCGCAAGAUGCAGAUGUCAGUUGCGAAAAUCGGCACCGGAUAACAAGAAGUUUAGUCGUUCAGAAUUCUUCCCUCGAUAACAUUCUCCUUUUUCCUGGUCGAAUCUGUCUGUGAAAUAUUGACAAUAUUGUUAUGGAGGAAACCGGAAUCAUAAAACCGGAAAAUUUUACAUAUACGCAGACGAUGUCUCUGCAAAGUGACAAAAAUUCGUAUCUGAUAUCAAACAGUAUACUUAUUGUGAUAUUAUCCCUAGUUUCAAUACGCUGCAUGCACAAGGAUAAUUAUGCAAAAGCUGCUAUGAACACAGUCUCCUCUGUGUCACUAUUCAAUUUAAUUUUAGUGAUUGCUGAACUUAUCUUCAAGAUAUACUAUUUUGUUGCUCGAAUCAUGGAGACAGGAACAAAGCAUGCGAGUGACUUUGAAAAAAUAGUGAAAAAUCUACAGUUCAAUACUACUUCUUGGAUGUGUAUAGCAUUCAGCUGUGGAUUAUUAUUUUGGAUUUUUUAUGUAUACGCUGGUAACAAUAUUGGUCAUAUCUGGGAAUUUGGACCAGUGCGAUUAUUUCCAUCCUUACUUCUUUCUCUCAGUAUUUGUCAAAUUGUUGGCCUGAAAGAUUCGGCUUUUGAGACUGUCAUGGGCAUGAAUUCAAUGAAAGGAGUUGACUAUGGAACUGGAAUGGCAUACAGCUAUUAUUAUGGAUACUUGCGUCUGAUUUUGCCUUCUGACGGCGGUCAAAAUCCAGGACUCCGUCACAAAAUGGAGCAAUAUGAAGGGGUGCAAAACGUCACUAUACCGGUGAAGAAAUUAUUUAUUUUGAUCCCCGAGUCCGGUCACAUCCCACCGAACCUGAAAGAGGCGUCUGAUGGUUGGCUUGAGAGUACAACGAGUCUUGAAAGUGAGGUUCGCGACAGAGCAGGCGUAACAGGUCGUCCAUACAAAAAUACUGUGUACAAAAUUCAUCCUGGUGGUGGUGAAAGAAGAUCAAGGCGGCCGAUUUAUGUGACGACCGAAGGAGCAACCCCAAUGAUGACAUUAUGGGAAAUUCUGAGGCAUGCUCAUCCCCAGACCGAUGUUUACCGGGAACAUCGACAUGAGAUCGUUGUUCGCUUUUAUGAAACAUUAAAAGAAUUGCUCAACAGCGAUCCAAGCUGCAGGGAUUCGUGCGAGCUUGUUUAUUAUAAUGAUUAUGAUGCUAACGGCAAGAAAGCUAACGUUGGAGAGAUUUUGUUGACAAGGAUUCUGAGUCAAACUCCGUCUCCGACCUGGUGAAUCAUGAGCUUCGAACCAAAGCAAAAAAACUUCUGAACUAUUUACUUACCGAAAGUGUCUUCAAUUUUAUAAUAAAAUUUUGUAUUUCUAUUCAUGUAUUGGAAAAGUGAUUUUAUUGAGAUUUUUAUGUAUUUCUAUUUAUAAAAGAAAAUGGAACCUA
Messenger RNA from Venturia canescens, 1938 nucleotides. It is a transcript of the gene Sting, whose product is annotated as sting. Lineage: Eukaryota; Metazoa; Arthropoda; Insecta; Hymenoptera; Ichneumonidae. The transcript is spliced from 10 exons. Bases 642 to 1778 code for a protein of 378 amino acids. The record is from RefSeq and is a predicted model, not a curated record. Gene Ontology annotation, biological process: autophagosome assembly; activation of innate immune response; innate immune response. Gene Ontology annotation, molecular function: cyclic-di-GMP binding; 2',3'-cyclic GMP-AMP binding. Gene Ontology annotation, cellular component: autophagosome; endoplasmic reticulum membrane.